Darwinula stevensoni is the source of this 747-nucleotide messenger RNA. The record is from the annotation of a GenBank genome assembly. NCBI's taxonomy places the organism in Eukaryota, Metazoa, Arthropoda, Ostracoda, Podocopida, Darwinulidae.
AUGUGGGGUUGGUUCAGGCACUUACCAAUUGUGCAGGACAGAUACCAUUGCCUGGGUGGCAGGGCCAGGAUGGCCUCAUCUACCAUAUGGGCUUCGCAUCGGCUCCGAGUCCACUUGCUCCAACUACUCCAUUUCAACUGGGUGGACGUGUUGGGUGAAAGAGGCCUUUUUCCAGCAGGAGCCUCCUUCUCCAUCGGCUCCCAGCUCAGCAUCUCCAAGUGCACCAGGACAUCUUGCCCAAGAUGCAUCAUCUCCCCAUUGGCAAAGUUUAGGAAGGAGCGUACGGUGUUGGGUGAGUGGGACGACAUUCUUCAAGCGGGUGCUCCUUUCUCCAUCGCCUGGCACCUCCAAGCCUACCGGAAUUCCUCGCCGAGCAACAAUUAUCUCUCAAGAGGUACAAAGUUCAGGUGUUGGGUGAGAGAUGAGACCUUUUCCAGCAGAAAACCCCUUCUCCAUCGUCUCCCAGCUCAGCAUCUCCAAGUACACCGGCCACUCUUGCCGAACAUGCGGCAUCUCCUCGAAUGCAAAAAGUGGGUCACGUCAAUGGUGAGACAACUCCAGAAGCUUAGGGAGAUGACCUUGGUGGCCACCAGUUCCGCUUGCAGACGAGGCCUGGCACUCCAUCGCAAUGGGAGGCAGAACUUCCACACGUCCCAUAUGUCAAUGCCUCGACCACUCCAACGAAUCGGAUCCGAAGGAAAGAAGAGGUUAUGCCUAUACCCAUGGAGACGCGUCGUCGGGCUAUAG